CCCGCGGUCGUCGCGCGCAGCCGUCAUGGCGGCGGAGGAGAAGGACCCUCUGAGCUACUUCGCGGCUUACGGCAGCAGCAGCUCCGGCUCCUCGGGCGAGGAGGAUAACAGCGAGCCGGAGGAAGCAAGCCGCAGGGCCCCAGGUCCUGCGAAGGCGGCGGGCGGCUGCGGGAACGAGGCGGAGAAGCGGCUGCCGGGCCCCGACGAACUGUUCCGGAGCGUGACUCGCCCGGCCUUUCUCUACAAUCCGCUCAACAAGCAGAUAGACUGGGAGAGGCACGUCGUCAAGGCGCCCGAGGAGCCUCCCAAGGAGUUCAAAAUCUGGAAGUCAAACUAUGUACCACCUCCAGAGACCUACACUACUGAGAAGAGACCUCCCCCGCCAGAGCUGGAUAUGGCAAUAAAAUGGUCCAACAUCUAUGAGGACAAUGGCGAUGAUGCCCCACAGAACGCUAAGAAGGCGAGGCUGCUGCCCGAAGGGGAGGAGACCGUGGAAUCAGAUGAUGAAAAAGAUGAGCAUACUUCUAAAAAGCGCAAAGUAGAACCAGGAGAACCAACAAAGAAGAAAAAGUAGAAAACAACAAAUGACAAGAAUUUCUGGACUGCAAAACUUGUUGAAACGGUUUUUUUGGGCAGAUUAAGUUGACGUUUUAAAUUAUUAUGAAACAACACCUCCAUGAAAGAACAUGUUAAUUAAUAAUAAGUAUUGCUGUGGGAACUGUCCACUGUAGAAUUCAUUUUUUUAUUUAAAACUUUAUUUAAAACUCAAGUGGUGAUUUGUGAUUGUGAAAUUGACAACACAUGGAAGCAUUCUGGCUAUCACAGAAUUGGUGACAUGCUUUGAGUUUUGUCACAUGUCGACAUGCCAAUGUUCUAUGAACCUUUUAUAAAGGAAUAUAUUUUUAAAGUAAAUAUAUUGUAAUGUACUGUGAACUUGUAGGGUGCUUUUCAGCAGUGUUUGUACAGUGUAAAUAGAUCAUGGAAAUAAAAUUAUUCAAUAUUA
Messenger RNA from Nyctereutes procyonoides (raccoon dog), 1003 nucleotides. It is a transcript of the gene CUNH1orf52, whose product is annotated as chromosome unknown C1orf52 homolog. The coding region runs from base 26 to 574 and encodes 182 amino acids. The transcript has 3 exons. NCBI's taxonomy places the organism in Eukaryota, Metazoa, Chordata, Mammalia, Carnivora, Canidae. The record is from RefSeq and is a predicted model, not a curated record.